This is a messenger RNA of Durusdinium trenchii, 2082 nucleotides long. The record is from the annotation of a GenBank genome assembly. Lineage: Eukaryota; Dinophyceae; Suessiales; Symbiodiniaceae.
CUUGGCCAAACGGCUGAGAUUCCUAGCCGGCGGCUCAUGGAAGUAGGCCCAUGGCAAUCACAAGCCCGUGCAUCGCAUACGUGUCCCCAUGUCAUUGUUCAGAGGCAGAAGUGUCAAAAGAAGAGGUUGACGUUGACCAACUACAUCCCUUCCAUCGUGCCUUUUGGCGUGACAGUGGCGCGCAAAAAACAUGUCCGUAAGAGAGCGCUCGGUUGCAGAAAUUGCGGUGCAGAAUGUCAAGGUGAGGCGUCGCCAGGUUGGAGAGAUUCCGACAACUGUGAGAUUUUCGUGCCGAUGUUUGUGCCAAAAAGGUGUAUUCAUUUUCUCGGCGGCGCCUUUGUGAGUGCAUCACCCAGGUUAUUCUACCAAAGAUUUUUGGAAGAACUUGCUGAACAGUGUGAGGCCAUUGUGGUGGCUACACCUUACCAACUGUCUUUUGACUACGACCUCAUGGCGGCAUCGGCGACCAAUAAGUUUGUUUCCGUUUCAAGUCAAUUUGGAUGCCUUCCUGUGGUUGCGGUCGGCCACUCUUGUGGUGCACUGUUGCAUUCACUCCGGGCUUCGACGGGGACAUAUGAGGCCUGCGUGUUGAUGUCUUUCAACAAUAAGCCAAUCAGCGAUGCCAUUCCUGUCCCUUUGCCCGAUGCUACUGAUGCUCCUGCAAGUCUUCGAGAACUGCUCCGAAACAACAUCGAGGCAGUCCUCGCGGAUGAUAACGUAGAGGAGGGUUUGCAGACUGCGAGGGCAGUGUUUGCCGGCAGCAAUGGCUCAGGCGCCGAUCUUGCCAAAGCAGCUCCAGUUGUGUCACAAUUUGGCCCUUUGCUUGGAAGUGUUAUCGCUGGCAAGAAGGAAUUCUCAAUUUCUCGCGAGGAGAUUUUCUCCCGUCUCUCCGCAAAGUUUCCUGUCAGAACGCUUGUCAUACAAUUUGCCAAUGACUUCACUGAUGACAGCAACAAGCUGACCAGUUGCAUCCAGCAAGCAGGGUCGGAGGUGCAGCUGUUGAGAUUUCCUGGCGGUCACACUUCACCACUGGAUGGUCCCAUAGGGGGAAGCCGGCAAGGGCAACUAUCAGCUCGUAUAGCUGCUUUUGUCAAUGAGGAAGGCCUUCCAGGUCCACGCAAUGCGCAAGAAAGGAUAUGCGAGCUGAGGGAUCAAUUCUUGCGGCUUUCUGCCGGGUACAACCGGGGGUUCGCGCCAAUGCCAUUCGGUCAGAAAGCUGCAAUCACGGAGUGCAUCGAAGAACUGGAGGCAUUGAAGCCAGACAUUAAUCAAGGAGCAAUCGGGAAUGGUGGUGAGUGUGAUGUGAUGUCGAAGUUGAUUGGCAAAUGGCGACUAGUUUGGGCCACAUCACCAGACGUGCUGCUCCUGACGUCGCUCCCGUUGGCGGAGUGUGGCGAGAUCCGCCAGGAUAUACAAAGAUCACAGGCAGGCGACCAACUUGAGGUGAUCAACAUCGUGGAGCUGUCGCCCAAAGGAGCUAGCCUUUUGGGCGCUGCGCUGCCAGAAGUAGCCCGGGCCCUCGCAGUCGUGUCAAAGGUGAGGGCAAGUGGGGACUUUGAGGACAGCCUUUUAACCCUUCAGCUUGCUGGCGCAGAGUUGGAGACAAUGGCAGGCUCACCACUGCAGUUGCCACCCAUCCCUGUUCCCGGACAGCUUCGUACCACUUCAACAUCAGUUCGGCCAAUUCAGGAUGAAGUCUACACGAUUCUGCACGCCUCACCUACAUCCUUCCGCAGGCAAAAGGAAGGCCAUAAAAUGGAACCAUUCUGAGACCGAACGGCUUCAACACUCGGGCGGCACAUUUACCUAGUACUUGCGGCGCAGCUACUUACAACGUUUCUGGACAAUGAGCUUCGCGUUGCUAGAACGCCUCUUGGCGACGUGUUCAUGUUCUCACGUCUUCUUUGAAGACUGCGCCCCACAAACAAAGCCGGACCUCUCCAGCCAAUGAGCUGGCGACGUUGCCUCUCUGUUUGCUCUUGGGGAUAAAAGGAAAGAAGAACUGGUUUUUUUGUGUUGGUUCAUGUUGCAUCAGCAGUGACGGGAUCAUAGGGCGGGCAUUGCAGCGCAAGGAAACUCAGA